AUGAGCUUGAAAGAAGUAUUCGAACAACAUCCAUGGAGGUCAUUUAAGAAAUUCAAUGAAGCUGCAAAGAGUUGGGGAUUUACUAACAGAGCUGAAGUGAAAAGGUUCUUUGACAAAAAUGUUGUACAUCAAACAAAAAUAAACCCUUACGACUACUUUUUACCAAUUUACUCCAACACUCCUGACGCAUACCAAUUUGACACUCUCAUUCAAAGCAGAAAAUGUGGUCAUAAACCAUUCCUCAUCUUCAUUAAUGUUAACACUCGUAAAGCAUAUGCAUAUCCAAUGAAAAAUAAAGGAACUCGUGAAGUGUUAAGAGUUUUACAAAAGUUUGUAGCAGAACAUAGCCCAAGUACUUUAACAUCAGACCAAGACAGUGCAUACCUCAGCAAUGAAAUCACAGAUUUUCUCAUUAAGCAUAACAUAACUCACUACACUACUGAAGACCAUAACCAUAACAUACUCGGUAUCAUUAACCGCUUCAUAAGAACGCUCAGAGAUUUAAAUCAAGAAGAAAAGUAUAUACAAAAGAAACGAAGCCAAACACAAAAUAUCAGAAAUUCAACACAAUUUACCCUCAUUCCUGGUACAAAAGUUCGUGUAGUUCUUGACGACAAACCGUUGACAAAGAAACGUUUAAGGUUAAGUAGAAACUAUUAUAUCGUAGACUCUACACAAGGUAAUGGAUAUCUUAUAAAAGCUGCUGACGACUCCAUAGCAUUUUACCCUCGACAUAAAUUAGUUGAAAGUAGUAAUGGCAAACUUGCUGAAACCAUUGACGAAGCAAAGCGAGGAGUGGUUAUUGAAAUACUUGACUACAACAUAAACGAUGACACUUAUAAAGUAAGAUAUGAAGGAGGCGUUGAAGAUGUUAUACCAUCUAAGAACUUGAGAGAAUCUAAACCAACUCAUCUGGGACCAUUAGAGCGGGAGUACUGGAAAGAUAAAAACAUGCCAGAAAGAAUAAGAAAAUUCUUCUAA
Messenger RNA from Trichomonas vaginalis G3, 981 nucleotides. RefSeq names its product integrase core domain containing protein family. Bases 1 to 981 code for a protein of 326 amino acids. The transcript has a single exon. NCBI's taxonomy places the organism in Eukaryota, Parabasalia, Trichomonadida, Trichomonadidae. Gene Ontology annotation, molecular function: nucleic acid binding. The record is from RefSeq and is a predicted model, not a curated record. Gene Ontology annotation, biological process: DNA integration.